Molecule: messenger RNA, 1137 nt
Organism: Peronospora matthiolae
Lineage: Eukaryota; Oomycota; Peronosporomycetes; Peronosporales; Peronosporaceae
Source: the annotation of a GenBank genome assembly
AUGAAUAUGUUGGAUGAUGAAGAUGACCAAAGCUUUCACGCUACGCGUGACGGCUACUCCCAUUUGAGCGAUGUCGAAUGGGAUGCAGUUGAACGAAUGGGUUCGACCAUGGGCAUCCAUGCUGUUAGCGUCAUGCUAGAGGCUCUCAAUAGAGAUGCCCAACAUGCUACUAUCGCCAAGUUCAUUCAAAAUGAACUUGACGCAGAACGCGAGAAAGUAGCCUUGCUUCACCAACAAGGUUCUCAACAAGCAGAGUUGUUGAGAGAACAAGGUGCUCAACAGUUUGAACUGUUGAGACAGCAGCAGGCUGCUGCUGGCGGGUCGAUGCACUCGCGUCGGCCCGAGACUUUGAAGAUUGACAUCUCAAAGGCGCGUCGCAUCGACGACGGGGAUAUGCAAGUUGCAUUUGCCCAGUCAAAUCUGGCAGGACGUGCCAAGACUUGGGCACUGGGGCUCAAGCUGCACGACCCAUAUGCGUUUGGGUCGUUGGAAGUCUUCAAGUCGCGGCUCAGACAAACGUUUGAACCGCCUAGAGCUGAGUUCAGAGCUCGAACCGAACUCUUGAAGCUCAAGCAGGGUAAGCGUGAUGUGCACGCUUACGCUCAACAUAUACGACAUCUCACGAGUUGUAUAAGUUCCAAUCCGGUGGAUGAACACACGUUGGUUUCGGUGUUCAUGCAGGGUCUUGCGGAUGGUCCCGUCAAGACUCACCUGUUCCGGCUUGAACUAGAUUCACUAGAACAAGCCAUUUCAAUUGCGGAGCAGGAAGACUUCAGUCUGAGACAGGCUCGCGCCAGCUCGACAUCAUAUCGUCAACCGAGACGAUAUGACAACGGAGGUCCAGAGCCGAUGGAACUCUGUUAUGUAGAGAGCGAGAAGGCUCGCUCUACAGGCUACAAGAAGUUGCAGAGAUGCAACAGAUGUCAAAAGACAGGACACUACGCUUACGAGUGUAGUGCCCCUCGUCCAGUGUCUCGCGACACUGGGCGUAGUGACCGUCCACCCAUGAGAAAGGGGCAGGGACGAGGGUCCGCAGUUGGUGCAAAGACGCAACAACGGGAUGGACCGUCAAAAAAACGGACAGGAUCAGUAGGUGCGGAGCACCUACUGAUCCAGCAACGUCAAGAGAAUUUGUAG